This is a messenger RNA of Halichondria panicea, 1645 nucleotides long. RefSeq names its product tRNA (cytosine(72)-C(5))-methyltransferase NSUN6-like. Lineage: Eukaryota; Metazoa; Porifera; Demospongiae; Suberitida; Halichondriidae. The record is from RefSeq and is a predicted model, not a curated record. Gene Ontology annotation, biological process: RNA methylation. The coding region runs from base 62 to 1438 and encodes 458 amino acids. The transcript is spliced from 10 exons. Gene Ontology annotation, molecular function: RNA binding; RNA methyltransferase activity.
GUUUAAUAUUGGGUAAAGGAGUUUUAAUAAUUAAACAGGUGUGUUUCCAGGAGAAAAUGUCAUGGCCAAAUCUGAUGGCGAUUUUACUGCUAGGGCUGAACAAUACCUUGAAUCUGUGUUUGAUGCAGUGAAAUGCAAGGAUGGUGAUCAGGUCUUACUUGGUCGUCUCUUACACAGCUGUCUGAGACAAUGUCUGGCUGUUCCUCCUGCAGCCACCACUGUCAGAAUCAACACACUCAAGUACCACAUAGAGGAUGCUCAGCCCUACCUUUCAAUUUGUGGGAAAGGAUCUGCAUCAAGCAACCUUUUGUUUCAUCCGGACAUACCUGACAUGGUAUCAAUUCUAAACGAAGGACCAAGGACUGAUCUUGUCCACCAGAAGAAAAAGAUCAUCGUAGGAUUCCAGUGUGGUAACUCAGUGCUACGGGGAGCAGAUGUGUAUGUUCCUGGAGUCUCAGGAGCUCCUAAAAGUCUCGUAAAAGGUGACCAUGUUUCAGUGUACUCUGAUGUUGACAAGAAGUGUUUGAAGGGCACAGCUGGAGAAUUUACUGGCACAACAAUGUUUGUUGGCAAUGGUACGGCUCAGAUGAGUCGUGAACAUUUAUUUGGGAUGAGCAAAUGUGAAAAAGGUUGUGCUGUAAAAAUGAUUGAUAGCCUUUAUUCAACACCAUCAAUUACCGAGUGUGAACACAAGGACAUGUUGUUCUUGCAAAACUUGCCUUCGGUUGUGGUUUCUCAUGUUUUGGACCCUCAGCCCGGUGACAGAGUGUUGGACAUGUGUGCUGCUCCAGGAGGUAAAACUGUUCAUAUAGCUACAUUGAUGAAGGACAAGGGAAUUCUGAUUGCCCUAGACAAGUCAACAGUCAAAAUAGACAAGAUCCAACAGAAUUUGGACAAAUUUCAUAUUUCCUGUGCUCGCUGCUUUAAAUUUGAUGCAACAAAAAGUCUCUCAGAAACAAAAGAUGCAAGAGCUGAACCGCCGUUUCCAUCUGAAAGUUUCGACAGGAUACUGCUAGAUGCGCCUUGCAGUGCUCUUGGGCAGAGGCCUCAGUUCACUCUCAGUCAGAGUACAAGAGAUCUGCAGUCAUAUCCUCACUAUCAGCGGAUGAUGCUAAAACAGGCUAUUGGGUUGCUCACGACUGGAGGUGUGCUUGUUUACAGCACUUGUACUUACUCACCAGAGGAAAACGAGAGUCAAGUUCAGUGGGUCCUUCAGGAAUACAACAACAUGCACCUUGUUGAACAGCAUCCGUUUGUGGGAUACAGUGGAUUGCCAGGAUUUGGCUUGGAAGAAAGAGACCUGAAAAAAGUGCAAAGAUUUUGGCCUGAUCAAUUUGUGGAUACUCUGGACAAACACGUUGCCAUUAGCAUUCCCCAGAACAGGACAGUUUUGUUGGAUACAAUCAGUUUCUUCAUUGCGAAGUUUCAAAAAAAGUAAUGCUUUAUAAACGUGACAAUAUUUUUUUUUCAAAAACCCUGAUCCUAAUAUUGACUUUUUGAAGGUGCUACAGAUACAACACCGAACCUUAGUCCAGAUAUGUAAUUAAUGAUGUAUCUUCAUGUAAGGUGUGAUUACCAGAAUUCCUAUUAGUAAACUUAUAAUUAUGUUACGAGUGAAAACACUAUUGAAUUUCUAAUCUAUUCA